CAGAGUCCUACCCUGGCCGGCAUACUCACCUGAUAUGAACCCCAUUGAGGACUUGUGGUGCCUGAUCUCCAAAUGCCUGGAAAAGCGAGCUGCGACGUUGAAGGAAUGGGAAAAGAUUCCGCUCGAAUACCUCCGGAAGCUCAAUGUAUCGAUGCCCCAGAGGGUGAAGGACCUGUACGAUGUUAAGAGGGGUCAUACAAGACAUUGAGGUUUUCUAGCGAGGGUGAGGAGGGGGGUGUUGGAUGGAGCCGGUGGGGUACUCAGGAAGGACCCAGCGAAUACAGUAGUUAG
This is a messenger RNA of Saitoella complicata NRRL Y-17804, 291 nucleotides long. RefSeq lists its product as uncharacterized. Gene Ontology annotation, molecular function: nucleic acid binding. Bases 35 to 208 code for a protein of 57 amino acids. The transcript is spliced from 2 exons. The record is from RefSeq and is a predicted model, not a curated record. NCBI's taxonomy places the organism in Eukaryota, Fungi, Ascomycota, Saitoellomycetes, Saitoellales, Saitoellaceae.